Tigriopus californicus is the source of this 2638-nucleotide messenger RNA. RefSeq lists its product as uncharacterized. Lineage: Eukaryota; Metazoa; Arthropoda; Copepoda; Harpacticoida; Harpacticidae. Bases 997 to 2499 code for a protein of 500 amino acids. The transcript is spliced from 6 exons. The record is from RefSeq and is a predicted model, not a curated record.
GCGUGUGUGUGUGUCUCUCUCUCUUUCUCUCUCAUACUUGGUAGUCAACCACCGUAAUGCAAAGUGUUCAUAUCUCCUCGUCGUAUGUGGAUUGCCCAUUUCGCAGUGAAAAAGGGCCUUGAGAAGAGAAAUUUGGUCCGUUUCCGAGAAUCCGAGAAUGUGCUUCUCAUAGAAUUUGACCCAAGAGGUGUGCUACCAAGUGAUCCUCGGUUCCAAAGUCAUCAUCCCUCUGCCAUGAUGGAAUCUAAUGGUUCCAUCGACUAUCAACCCUGUCAAUGCCAGGGAUUUCUCCAGCCCCUGUCAGGCCCGAGCACGUCGAACUCGGGCUUUGGCUCGAAUGCCAAUGGGAGCAGCAGCAGUAGCAGCAACAGUAACAGCAGUAGCAGAAAUCAUGGAGGCAGCGGCAGUCACGCAAUCGCCGGUUCAGGCAUGGCAAAUGGGUCAAGCUUGGUGAACACACCAUUGCCGCAUUAUUGCAGAGUGUGCAAUAUUCAGCUCAACUCAUGCCGGCAAGCAAAAAUACAUUCCUCGGGAAAGAAACAUCACAAGAGGCUGCAAUGUAUUCAGCAAUGCUGGGAAAAGAGUCAAAAAGUGGACCAAACUCCAACCUAUCGAUUACAAGAAAAUUCAAGCAAUAUCAUGGGCAAUCCCAUGGGAUUCAUUUCGUCACCCCCUCCGAAUCCUCAAAUGUUCCCAAAUUACAACCAUCUAUAUCCAGGAGGAGCAUAUGGAACCACUCCAAACUUUGUGCCUGGUGCAGGCUUGAUGGCCUAUCCCAGUGCCAAUAUCCCGGUUUCUACGUCGUGCCCUUCAGUAAUCCCUGGGGCGCACCCCCUGCCCGGUUAUGCCCCCCAUCCUUUCUUUGGCUAUCUACCCAUACCGACCCAACCCAAUGUGGACAUAGCACCAGUGCCCAUGGCUAUGAAUCCAGAUGUGCUCAAUCACCAUCACAUAAUGGCAAGUUGACCCACAGGGCACAAUAACCCAGGAUUCUUCAUGAACCAUGGGUCUUGUGCCGGAGGUGCCAAUUCCGGGGCAGAGUCGAACCGCUCUUUUGGAGAUACGAGCUCUCUCUUGAGUUCAGCUUCCUACUCAUCCUCGUCGCUGCAUCCGGGAUCAAAAUAUCCUCAGUAUCUGGCCAGGGGACGCGAAAACAUCCAUGGGCGAGGAUCGUAUGGCAGCGGAAGAAACUCUCUCGGUCGCCCUGGUCACAACCAGACCAACUGGAUGGGUGGCUCUCACCAAUCUCUGUACAUUAAUCCGAAAUCAGAAGAACAAGUCAACAAUGGUACCACCACUACCACCACCAGCAACAACAACAAUAACCACCACGGAAGCAACAUGCGAAUAGCUCAAGUUCCACGAAAAUCUAACCAAGACCCAUCAGAUUCAGGGGUGUUGAGCAAUACUCCGAUUCGUUGCGAAGUUUGUGCUGUAUCAGUCAAUUCUUCAAAUCAACUCCAAGCUCAUCUGACAGGCCAAAAACAUCGAGUGCGAGCCGUCCGACGAGGGUUGAAGACCUCACAAGCCAAGGCUUCUCCCAGCUCGUCAACCUUGACCUCGUCAGGAUCUGAAUCUGAGGCCGGGGGUGGCUAUAACCAUCGAACCAGGAGGUUGUCUUCCGAUAUUCAUCAGAUGAAAGCGCCAUCAGGCCAUUCGACUCGUCAUCGAAGCCUUACAUUUGGCGGGGUUCGCUCUGGUCUGAGUCGGCAUUUGUCGAGCAGUUGCCUCUCCAAUACUAGGAAUUCCCAUCCAAGUCGACCUUACUUCUCGCUUCGGAAGGCAUUUUCUCAAAUCACUCUGAGCAAAUCCCGUUCCUUGAGCUUGUUGCUUCAGGAUUCUCGACGCGAUCAGGACUCCAGUUGGUCUUACGAAAGCCAAGAGGAAAGCAGCUUGAGCGAAGAGGACGAUUAUGAACGAGAGGAACGACAACACGACAUUCGAGUCCAAGAGGAAAGUGAGGGUGAAGAACUCAAUCCGAUUGAACCCUCUAUUGCCUUGGCUCCUAAAGACCUGUCAUCAGAUGAGGGAGCUUGCCAAGUCGAUCCGAAAUGGAUUAUAAAGGGAGAACCUCGCUUGAAAGAUUCGGAAAUUCUAGACAACCCAGAAUAUCAAAAGCUCACGCAAAAGCAAUCGUCGAAGAAAGGAACACUUCUCCGAAAGGGUUCCUCGAAAAUCAUCAACAAUAACAACAAUAAUAAUAGCAAUAACAGCGAUGGCCGGCAGAAAAACACUUGUUUUGUUGCUGCCAAGUCUUCCCUAAGAGAGAUCCCCAUGUUGAAUAUGUUUCUACAAAGGCUUCAUUCGCCUCAAACCCGUGGAACCUACACCGCCCAUAGCUCUCCAUCCCACAUGAGGAACGCCAAUCUCCUGAGUUCCAAGUUGGCUGGCAGAUCAGGCAACUUUUCGAUGAAAAAGUUGAAUCUGACCUCACCCGACACGGUCCUCAAAGAGCACACUUCUUUGGAGAGUGACGGCAUGGAAGCAUCCCAAUCUUAGAUCACACCCAUGGGCCAUGGGCCUUUCGACCAACCGAUUUUCAUCAUUCAUUCAUGAAUUGAUGGCGUCCUUUCUUUCGAUCUUGUUUUCAUAGGUGUCAAUCUAUCUCUGGUAUUGAAUACAAUCCUUGUUUGUUUUA